Parathielavia appendiculata is the source of this 294-nucleotide messenger RNA. The record is from the annotation of a RefSeq genome assembly. NCBI's taxonomy places the organism in Eukaryota, Fungi, Ascomycota, Sordariomycetes, Sordariales, Chaetomiaceae.
UCACGUUACUCGCUCCUGCAGCGAUUUUACAGAGCCUAAGACCCUCGGCGGAAUUACCUUAUUCGCCGCCAUCGAGCCGACAAGGAGUACCUGGAUGGUUGCUGAAUGUGCCCCUCUGAAAUGGGGGAUAGAGAGAAAGAAAAGAAGGCUUGAGGGACGACGGAAAAAAAAAACAUACAACACCGGGGAUUCGCUGGUCGUCACCGACCCAACUACUAAUCCAGCGGUCAGUAGCUUAUCUAGGGGAGAGCGGACGGGAUCCCGAGUUCUCUACUGCCUGUGGUCGUAUGUAUU